AAAAUUUUUAUACUGUGUGGAUCUUGUUUUAUAUUCGUGUACUAUUGUAAUAAAUAAAUAAAUGUUAUAUUCAGAAAUAUAUUUGAAAAUUAAGCUGUAAAAUGCUUCUUGAAUCGUUUCGACAUCAUUAUUUUUACAGAAGUUACAACUUGUUGAAUUUUGUCUAUUUCUUGUAGUCGAGAAAUUUAUUCGAAACAUUACGGCAGUUUAGAUAUCUUAACCUCUCAAGAGCACAAGUGGAGCUCCAACUUGUGCACGAUAGUUUUUGCUAAGUGAAAAUAAGAAUAAAAAACUAUUGAAUAAACAUUAGAAUUAUAUCAAAUUUUUUAAUAUUACAAUAUCCUAAUACUAUCAUAUUGUUAUCAACUUGAGCAAAAUUUAUAACAAGGAAAUGGCAAGCAUAAUAGGAAUGCGUUUCUGUGUUAAUACUAUGUCAAAAAAUCAUACAAUAAUGUUCUCAUUAAGAGUGAUGACAAAUUACCGUCAUUUUUUAAUGAGUAAAGAAAUUUGUAUAAACCAGCAAAGGUGUCUGCAAACUCUUUAUCACUGGAAUUUUUUAAAACACUUACAAUAUAUUUGUGCCAAGGAUGAUAACAGAAGACACUUUUCUAUGACCUAUGUAUUAGCAAAAGCCAAGGAUCGUGGCAAAGAUAAAAAGAAACAAAAGACAAAACGUAUUGAUUUUAAUGAGAUGGAACAAGUUAUUGAUGUUAAUAAGCUAACCUCUCAAUUUGACAGAGCUAUUGAAGGUUUGAAAGAUAAUUUUGUUAAAUAUUUAUCAGUAAGAUCAAGUAUAGGUGCUCUGGAAGAAUUAAAAGUGAAGUUUGAAGGAAAAGAUUAUACAUUGCAAGAGCUCGCUCAGAUUAGUCGUAAACCUAAACUCGUAGUGUUGGAUAUAUCCACUUUUCCACAAGCUAUCCCAAAUGUUCUCAAGAGUCUGUCAAAAAAUCAGAUGAAUUUAAAUCCACAGCAGGAUGGAACUACAAUUUAUGUUCCUAUUCCUAAAGUAACAAGGGAAUACAGAGAAACAUUGUCCAAAAAUGCAAAAUCCUUUUAUACAAAUUGUUGUGAUAAUAUUAGAGAUAUACGCAACAAGCAGAUCAAGGUACUCAAACAACAGGAAGGAUUAGCCAAAGACCUGGUGUUCAGGAUGGAAGACUAUGUAGAUAUUCUUAGUCAACAAUAUAAGAGUAAAGCUGAACAAUUGUUGGAAAGCAAAGAAAAAGAAUUAUUGGGUGAAUCUGAAUGAAUUUGAAGUUUUAAUAAUUUGUAAUACUCUGAGACAACUAAUCAUAAAUAUCUAUAGUGAUUCAUAAUCGUUAAAUGAGACAAAUUUGGAAGUGGUAUACUCAUCUUUUCUUUGCUGCUUGUCCAUAUAUUUUGAGUGAUACUUUCAGUACCAUAUGACAAUCAAAUCCUAUGCAUAGUAUCAAUCAUAGUAUCUGUGUUGCAGAUCACAAUAGGAAGACAG
Odontomachus brunneus is the source of this 1471-nucleotide messenger RNA. RefSeq names its product ribosome-recycling factor, mitochondrial (gene mRRF1). The transcript has 3 exons. Gene Ontology annotation, cellular component: mitochondrion. Gene Ontology annotation, molecular function: ribosomal large subunit binding. NCBI's taxonomy places the organism in Eukaryota, Metazoa, Arthropoda, Insecta, Hymenoptera, Formicidae. Bases 392 to 1249 code for a protein of 285 amino acids. The record is from RefSeq and is a predicted model, not a curated record. Gene Ontology annotation, biological process: translation.